UUUCCUGUGUCCCAGAAGAUGCCGGGCUAUUCACAAAGCGCAGCGCUUCUUGCGCAUGUGCAGUGGCACCUGGCUGUCACAGCCUGAUACCCACACUAAAGUCUGCAGUUUCUCGUCAUCUCCUGUACUGUCUGCAGUCUCUGGUCAUCUCCUGUACUGUCUGCAGUCUCUGGUCAUCCCCUGUAAUGUCUGCAGUCUCUGGUCAUCCCCUGUACUGUCUGCAGUCUCUGGUCAUCCCCUGUACUAUGUCCGCAGUCUCUGGUCAUCCCCUGUACUGUGUCUGCAUUCUCUGGUCAUCCCCUGUACUAUGUCCUGUACUACGUCAGCAGUCUCUGGUCAUCUCUGUACUGUGUCCGCAGUCUCUGGUCAUCUC
Staurois parvus is the source of this 373-nucleotide messenger RNA. The record is from the annotation of a GenBank genome assembly. NCBI's taxonomy places the organism in Eukaryota, Metazoa, Chordata, Amphibia, Anura, Ranidae.